GUCGUUAUGCGGGAGUGGUCUCUGAUGGAUGUAUGGUGUCGUAACUGAGUGACUGAGAACCGGCGUAGUUUUAUCGCGUACAGUUCGUUCGCAGUUCUCACCCUCCCUUCAAUUAAUUCAUUAAUUACAGACUGAAUCUAGUCAAAGUAUAUUUAAUCACUUGGAACGCGCGCGUUACACCUUCAGCUGUAUCAGUGAAUUUAUUUAAGUAUUUAUUGUACAAAAGACUUUUAACCUAGCUGACACAAUGUCCGUGGACAAGGAGGAAUUGGUGCAGCGUGCGAAGCUUGCUGAGCAAGCUGAGAGGUACGAUGACAUGGCAGCGGCGAUGAAAGCCGUCACCGAGACGGGGGUUGAAUUAUCAAAUGAGGAGAGGAACUUGCUCUCGGUCGCAUACAAGAACGUCGUCGGGGCGAGGCGUAGCUCGUGGCGAGUAAUUUCCUCCAUUGAGCAAAAGACCGAAGGAUCAGAACGUAAACAGCAGAUGGCCAAGGAGUACCGAGAAAAAGUUGAAAAAGAACUUCGUGAGAUCUGUUACGACGUUUUGGGGCUCCUCGACAAAUACCUGAUACCCAAGGCCAGCAAUGCCGAGAGCAAAGUAUUCUACCUUAAGAUGAAGGGUGAUUACUAUAGGUAUCUAGCGGAAGUUGCCACUGGUGAAACCAGAAAUGCUGUGGUAGAAGACAGUCAGAAGGCUUAUCAGGAUGCGUUUGAAAUCAGCAAGGCGAAGAUGCAGCCGACCCACCCCAUCAGGCUAGGUUUAGCCCUCAACUUCUCGGUGUUCUAUUACGAAAUCUUGAAUUCGCCAGACAAGGCCUGCCAAUUGGCCAAACAGGCGUUCGAUGACGCGAUCGCGGAGCUGGACACAUUGAACGAAGACAGCUACAAAGAUUCCACGUUAAUCAUGCAGCUGUUGCGCGACAACCUCACUCUCUGGACUAGUGACACGCAGGGUGAUGGGGAUGAACCACAGGAGACCGGCGACAACUAACCACCCUCCUAAGCUUAAGUCCUACCCUUUCUAAUCUAAUAAGAAACAUCCUAUUCUCUAUCGUCCCCCGUCCUUUCAAGAGCUCACCCACCCACCCUCCAACCUACCACUCAAAAACAUCCAUCCACCAUCUCUCCAUAUGUCCUUUUGUCCUUUGUGUAUCCUUCCUCUCCUCUCCCUCUUUCCAUCUUAAUCCCCCUCAACCCGUUCAUUUUUCCCAUUUCCUUUUUACUUCCUCCUCGGAAACUGACCUCUCUCUCCUGACACAAACGCACGCUGCUGCCGAUGCCGGUUUCCGAACUCAAUAAUAAUCCUCUAGCCUGUCUUCGAUCAGAGGCUGAGAAGCUAGACUUCCGUCAACGUUUUUUCCUCUUCGUAUUUCUGAGGAUCAUCGACGACAAUAGCGGAGAGGAGACAAAAAAGAAAAGAAUAGCGAGGCUCUACUUUGGAAGAUGUAAAGAAUUUUCCCGCACUAAGUCACUGACGAAAAGGGGGAGAGAAGCAUCGCAUCGCCACUCGACUGAAUGCGAUAUCUACUCGUAAGAUAUUUUCGCUGAAACGCGCUACCGAGUAGCCAGUGCCAGUGGAAUCACGAAAACGUGAAGAAGAGAAUAGACGGAACAGCCCACAAGAAAAUCUACUACAUUAUAGCCAGUUGUCAUUUAAAUUAAAUUUCACAUUUGUCUAGCGAAUACGAUAUUAUUAUUAUUAUUAUUAUUAUAUCAAGAGGAAAGCGCAGGAGGAAUAAGGAGAGUAAAACAAAAGCAAAAAUACAUUAAGUUAUUAAGUUCCAAAUAUCAUCAGUGGUGGAUUGAUUUCGCGUUCGAUGUGCUCGGAAACGUACACCGUACAACGCAACACACGUCUUUUUCCCUCACUUCUCUUUCUUUCUUUCUUUCUUUCUUUCUUUCUUUUGCCGCGAGACGCUUCUCUCCUGCACACAUGUUUGUUUUUUUUAAUCUCAGUCCCGAGGUACUUGAGUUACCAGCGUUAUUUUGUAACUAAUUUAGUGACAAAGUAAAGGAGAUUUAAGAAGUAUGUUCUGGUUUAACGAGUACGUCAUUAUUCGAUUGGAAAGUGUGUUCAUUCUGGGAAGAGGAGGAGGAGGAGGAGGAGGAGAGUCAAAUCAGUUUUAGUGAUAGUCAAAAGUAUUUCCGUGCGGAGAAGAAAGGGGGAUAUGGAUGAAAAGGUGAAUAUAGUGAGAGGGUGAGAACAUUAUUAGGGGAUAAGAGAAGAAAAGGGGAAUGCCAUUAAAAGUGCAUGUUUAAAUCUUCGCCUGGAAAUACCUUUGUUAAGGAUAAAUAAUUUUGUCAAUUGUACAAUCGUGAAAGUAUAAAAGGUUUUAAAAGUUUGUAAGUCCUAUAUUUGUCCUCAGUAUUUGGUUGUGCGUUUUUCUCAUAUUAAACAAUAAUUAAUCAUGAAUGCAGAUUGACUGGCCAAUGGCUGUUUUCCGAUGUUAAUUAAGUAAGAGAGAGUGAGAGAGCAUUCCAAAGUAAACUUGCAAGCUCACUGCUAUCGCCACUAUCCUCGAACUAAUACCUCGAGAGAGAGAGAGAGGAAAAAAAAGUCUCCUCUGAUUCUCUAUUAAAUAUGCGUACAUAUAUUUCAUUAUAUGUAUAUAUACGCGUGUGUAACACACAAGCGAUACACCGACACACAGAGAGACAGACACGUGACACAAAAUGUAUAUUACAGGAAACGACAAAGUAACGAUAAUUGAUAAUAUUACACUGUUUGCUGUCUUCGUGUUGGUAUUUUUUUUUCGAUGUAUCGAUGUCCGUCGCAACAAGAGAUCUCGGCAGAGAGCAACGCACAAUCCAAGGAAAAGCUCGUCAGCAGGAAUAAUCGUAGUGUUUUCGCGAGAGAAAUCUGGAUUGCAAAAAAUCAGAUUGCAAACCAGAUCGUGGGUAAUCGUUGCUCGAUGAAGAGGAAUAUUAAGCGAAAAUGCGUUACAGAUUAAGAAGCCUUCUUCGAGGAUUCAUCUGUUGUUUUUUUUUUUUUUUUUUUUUUCAUUUUUUUUUUUAGCACACUCGGCAGGCCAACUGGUGUAGGAGGUAAAGAGAGAGAGAGAGAGAGGGUCAGUUGCAGAUAAGAACUCGCGCCAGCGGGCCUUCGAAUGUACUUUUACUCCAAAGUCCUUGUAAUUUUCCUUUUGAAAUUCCCUCCCGAUUACUUUUCCCCUUUCUCGAGUUCUCAAUUAGUCGUUCAUCUCUCCCAAAACCCUGAAACGCAAUUAUAACUCGAGUUUUCACGCUCGAGGGCGGAAGAGCGAAUAAUGCCACACCUUUAGCGGCGGCAAUGAUCCCGCUGUUAUUCUACUCCAGUGUUGUAUUGGAUAAGCUUUUUCUUUUCUUUUUUUCAUUUUAUAUAUAUUUUUUUUUUCUACUUGAUAUUUGGGAGCUUCCUCCACGAGACGUGUCGAGUGCGUUUAUUAUUACUGACAAUUGAGAAUUAUAUUAUCACACGCGCGUCAUUCUUUUCCGAAUCGACUCGACUCACAUCACGCGAAUCCUCUCCUCAUCGACACAAACGACACUUUAUCCAUCACCCUCGAUUUCCCUCGUCCCGAAUUACGUUGUUCUAUUUGUAUUUAUCAUCAACCAUCGUAAUUGUAAAUUAUAAUUAUUAUUAUAAACGUUUACACGAAAUAAUAAAUUCUGAUAAAAUGUCUGAAAAACCA
Molecule: messenger RNA, 3671 nt
Organism: Belonocnema kinseyi
Lineage: Eukaryota; Metazoa; Arthropoda; Insecta; Hymenoptera; Cynipidae
Gene: 14-3-3zeta
Product: 14-3-3 protein zeta
Exons: 5
Coding region: 248-991 (247 amino acids)
Biological process (GO): signal transduction
Cellular component (GO): cytoplasm
Source: RefSeq, a predicted model, not a curated record